Symbiodinium sp. CCMP2592 is the source of this 648-nucleotide messenger RNA. The record is from the annotation of a GenBank genome assembly. Lineage: Eukaryota; Dinophyceae; Suessiales; Symbiodiniaceae.
AUGCGCCUUCGUUUGACGCACAACGUCGACAAGGAUCGCGGCUUCGUCAAUGGAGCGACUGGUAAAGUGCAAUCUGUCUUGCGACAAGAUGUUUUCAUACUCAAGUCCAGUCAGAAUGUGCCCAUUCUGGUGCAUCCAAUCACGCUCCGUGGCCGGAAGUACUUGCCGGUGUCUUACGGUUGGGCCACAACUAUCCGACGUGCGCAAGGGGCAACUUUGAACAAGAUUGCCCUCUGGUUCGACAGACGUGUGGCCGACAAGGGCUAUGCCUACGUCGGCCUCUCUCGCGCCAGAAAAGCAACGGAUGUCUAUCUCAUCGGCAAGGUCCGCCGCACAGAUUGGCGAGCCGUAGGCACCCACAACGAGCAGCUUCGGCCAUCCCAUCUCAGCGACACCACCGAGACGGAGGACAGUCGAUCGGCCACUGAUUUCCAGGAAUCCGAGGAAGAACCCAACGACUCCGACUUCGAAGACGACGAGCCCAGCACUAAUGGAUUCACCAGUGAUGAGCCUGACACAUCCGGUCGCACAGAUGAGCCCAGCACGGAUGCCUUCGAAACCACCGAGGACGACCCCAACAGCUUCGACUUCGAGAACUUCCGGGACGAGUCAAGCACACCUAGCUUCGAGCCAGCCUCUGAUAAUUAG